Molecule: messenger RNA, 12204 nt
Organism: Patiria miniata (bat star)
Lineage: Eukaryota; Metazoa; Echinodermata; Asteroidea; Valvatida; Asterinidae
Gene: hspg2
Product: basement membrane-specific heparan sulfate proteoglycan core protein-like
Exons: 74
Coding region: 493-11508 (3671 amino acids)
Biological process (GO): axon guidance; dendrite self-avoidance; homophilic cell-cell adhesion
Cellular component (GO): axon; plasma membrane
Molecular function (GO): cell-cell adhesion mediator activity; calcium ion binding
Source: RefSeq, a predicted model, not a curated record
ACACGUUCCGCUCUGUUGGCUAACUGCUGAUUUCGACGUACAGUUGCUGCUGCCGUUGCAACUGCACGGGUACGGUGCUGGAAAUUGGCCCAGCAUUUCAAGAUUUUGGUCCCCUUUUUCGAGUGAAAUGCGUUUGGAUUUCACAGAUCAAGCAGGUGGGUUCCAAAAAUCAAGAUUUCCAGUGGCCACGGCAGCUUCCGAGGAACGGACUAACUUGGCUUUUUUUCGUUAAAAGUGCACACUUAUUUUUGCACUCGACUGGUGUUGCGCAGCGUGUGUAGUCUGUACGGCUGUACGGUAGGCCCACAAACUAAGCUGAGUGGUUCGAGUGCACGUGAAAACUUGGACAUUUAACCCUCUUUUCCUUCAACGACCAGCUGAUUUUAUCUCCUUGUAACUUGUUCACACACACACCCUGGAACUGCUGUUGAGUGCUCUGGUAGAGGUUGCUACAGGAAUUUUCUUUCGGGUGGAUUCUCUGAGGCCUGAAAAAUGUCUCUGAUGACGGGGAGGUUAAAGUUAACGACCCUGUGCAGCCGUGGUCUGGCCGCCGUGGUCGUGCUCCUUUCCCUGGCCGUGCUGGUGGUGAGCGGCGCCGGAGCUGACUUUGACGCGGAGCUGGAUGAGGGAUAUCUACCAUUCACCAAUGACAAGGCACAUCUGCAGGAGGAGACAAGAGUACAGCGCUCUCCGGCAAAACUCUUUGAAGUUGAAGAGCUUGAAACGAUACCCAAAUUACCCGUGGAGGAGCUAGCGGGGCCGAGACAUCGGAGGCAAGCGUCCGAGGUUUUCACGGACACGGAAGGAUCGGGAACCGAGGAGCCAACCGGGAGUGGGACCGAACCGACCCCUGCUGCGGUGGCAUAUUACCGCAUCGGUCUUCUAGUUACGAAUGUUAAAUACACGUUGGACCAUAGCAACCGAGCCUCGAGCGCCUUCAUUGAGCUUGCCGAUUCCAUCGCCACAAGGGUAGAAAAAAUUUACGAAGGAAUUCCUGGUCCACAAUUCGUCACCGUCCUUCAGUUUGUACCACGUGACGAUGGGUAUAUCGAAGCCCAAUUUGACCUGGGGUCAGAGGUCGUGUACAGCGAGUACACUCUGCGCACGGCCCUGGAAAGUAAAAUCAUGGGAGGCAUGUUGGGCCAGCUGCAGGUGGCGCCUGAGCUUUUGGAGUUCUCACCCAUUGUCGUUCCCCCGACCACGCAGCAGCCGGUGGAGGGGACGUCGCCCCCGAGUCUACCUACGCGGCCGUCAUUCUGCCCCGGUGGCGCCCAGUGCACCAGCGUUCCCCCGACGACGCAGCAGCCGGUGGAGGAGACGUCGCCCGAGUCUCAACCCCCGCGGCCGUCAGUCUGCCGCGGCGACAGCGACUAUCGCUGCCGCAGCGGUGAGUGCGUGGCGCUGUCCCUGCGAUGCAAUGGCGGCUACGACUGUGCUGAUGGCUCAGAUGAGCAAGCUUGCCUGUCUUCGCCUCCAUGCCGGAACACAGACAGGUACUGCGACGACGGGCUCUGUUAUGAUGCCAGACUUUUCUGCGACGGGAUACCACACUGCCGAGAUGAGUCGGACGAAACACCGUCACUAUGUGGAGCAGAUGUUACCCCGCCCGAUGUCGUAGAUUGCCCCUUCAGUGUCGGGGGUUUUGCCUUGCCGGGCCAGAACGAGGGAGUCGCAACCUGGACCGAGCCGACGGCGUCCGACGAUAGCGGGGAGCCGGUCAGAAUCUCCCGGACCCACGCCCCGAACACUCGCUUCCCCAUAGGCCGCUCCAGGGUCACGUACUAUUUCACUGACACAAGUGGAAACCGCGCCGAGUGUUCGUUUAUCGUUUCCAUUCAACCAGCCAUCACCCCUUCACCAGUCCCCGAAACGACAACCACGGAGCAGCCUCCGCGGUGCUCACCGUCCGAAGCCACGUGCAGGAACGGCCAGUGCAUCCCCCUCCAGUACCGUUGCGAUGGGUCUCUGGAUUGCUCGGACGGCUCGGAUGAAAGCAAUUGCCCGUCCGCGGGUUGCGAGCCCAAUGAGUACCGGUGUGCCAGCGGCUUCUGCAUCCAGAAGAUCUGGGUGUGUGACGGGGAUGAUGAUUGUGAGGACGGAAGUGAGGAACUUAACUGUCCCGUGGCUGCUCCUGGUGCCCCGUGUGCCUCUACCGAGUUCCAGUGCUUGAACACGGUCACCACGCAGUGUAUCCCCAAGGCCUACCAGUGCGACAACGACUUUGACUGCGAAGAUCGGUCCGAUGAGAUUGCUUGCACCUCGCCCCAGGUGGUACAAUCGCCCAUCUCACCGGUAACCGUUACCGUAGGUGCAACGGUGGUCGUCACCUGCAUCGCCCUGGGCAACCCAGUUCCCAUCAUCUCAUGGCGUUUCAACUGGGGUCCGUUACCAGACGCAUCAAAGGCCGUGGCAACCAGUGAGAACGGCCGCGGCACGCUGACCAUUUACAACGUCCAGGAGAGUGACCAAGGGGCGUACACCUGUGAGGCCAUGAACAGCAUCGGCUACCUCUUUGCCAUCCCGGACGCCAUCGUGAUUAUCAUUCCUCCCGAGGGCAUCUGCACAGGGUCAGUCUUCAACAAGGCCGCUCAGGUCCCCGAUGACUGCAUCGAGUGUUUCUGCUUUGACGUCACCAACAGAUGCACAGGAAGUAAUUACUACAGCACCCAGACGAGCUUGGUCUUCAACAACAAUGACGCCCGAGGCACACUGAUCGGUUCUCGCUCGCGGGUGGACGGUUCGAUUACCACCGUGGCCGAGACCUUCAUCCAGGUCAAUCCCAACACGGAGGAGGUGACGGUGCUGGACCUGAACCGCAGACUCCCGGCUGGGGACUACUACUGGGUCCUACCGGCCCAACUUCUCGGCAACAAGCUGACCAGCUAUGGUGGCAACUUCCAGUACCAAGUUCGCUUUAACGCCGGCGCCGGUGGUCAGCCGAUAGCUGCGGACCUCACGCCGGACAUCGUCCUGGAAGGGAACGGCAUCCGACUGACCUAUGCCGUAGGCCGAAGUAUGGAGGAAUCGCGCUUCAAUGAAGUCAGCGUGCAACUUGUUGAGGACGGCUGGAUGAGGGUGGAGGGUGACCAACAGACGCCGGCUACCAGGGAAGAGAUCAUGAUGGUACUCCAGAACGUGGAGACCGUCCUCAUUCGGGCUUCCUACAACACCAACAUCAGAGACACCAGUCUCUCCAACGUUUACUUGGAUGAAGCCCAGCCAGAGAACAACGGUAGAGAAGAGGUGACGAUGGUGGAGAAAUGCGAGUGCCCUCCGGGCUACACUGGCCAGUCAUGUGAGAACUGUGCGUCUGGAUACUACCGUGUGCGCAACAACCGUUACUUGGGCACCUGCGAGGCCUGCGACUGCAACCGGUACUCCUACGAGUGCGACGCCGACACCGGCGUCUGCAUCAACUGCCGCGCCAACACGGCCGGCAACAAGUGCGACCAGUGCGCCGAGGGUUACUAUGGCGACCCGCUGUCGGCCAUUCCUUGCCUGCCCUGCCCGUGCCCCCUUACCGUGGACCCCAACCAGUUCUCGCCCACCUGUUACCUUGACAACGAUGGCUUGGUGACUUGCAACGCCUGCCCGCAGGGCUACGACGGGCGCCGGUGCGAGACGUGCUCGCCGCAGUACUCGGGCGAGCCUCUCAACCUGGGCAGCUCUUGCGUCCCAGAGGGGAAGAAUUGCAACUCGCAGGGCACGUCGGAGCUGAUCGGGGCCGAGUGUGAUUGCAAAGACAAUGUCCGCGGCGAGGAAUGCGAUCGCUGCCAGCCGUUCACGUUUCAUCUCAACAGCGACACACCGGACGGCUGCAUUGCGUGCUUCUGUAUGGGAGUCACGAGGGACUGCUCUAGUACUAAUCAGUACAGAUCCCAGAUUUCAGCCGUUUUCACCCAGAACACCCAAGGCUUUGUCCUGUCAGACAGCCAGGGCACGAUGGUCAUUGAGCAGGGUCUGUCUGCCAACCCGGCCUCCAGGGAACUCGCCUUCAGCAACUUCAGGCCGUUUGGAUCCCAGACGUUCUACUGGAGUCUACCCAACUCUUUCACUGGUGACAAAGUGUCUUCGUACGGAGGCAAUCUACGCUACACCAUCCUCUUCCAACACGGCGCCGGUGCAAGUUUCUCCAACAACGAGCCGGACAUCCUCCUUAUUGGAAACGGAAUCACGGCUAAGAGAGUACACCCAGACAGGCCCACAGCCAACAGCUACAAGACCUACUCUGUCCCUCUGAUUGAGACGUACUGGAGUAGACUGGACGAGCAGCCAAUCCAGCGAGAGUUUCUGAUGAUGCUGCUGGCCGACGUGGACCUGAUUCUGAUCAGGGCAACCUAUGGCACGCCCACAACCUAUGCUGUCAUCAAGGAUGUUACCCUGGAUAUUGCGGAGCCCAGAAACACUGGCCGGGAGAGGGCCUUAGCCGUAGAGCAGUGCAUCUGCCCCAUCGGCUACACUGGGCUGUCUUGUGAGGAUUGCGACGUUGGCUACACGCGUACCGGGGGAGGGCUGUACCUAGGUGUCUGUGGCCCUUGUCAAUGCAAUGGCCAUGCCACUGACUGUGAUCCAGAGACUGGCGUCUGCAGGGCAUGUCAAGAUAACACCGGCGGUGACCGCUGCGACCAGUGCCUGCCUGGUUACUAUGGCAACCCGGUGCUGGGUACCCGGGACGAUUGCCAGCCGUGCCCGUGCCCCCUCACAGCCUUGCCAAACCAGUUCUCGCCCACCUGUUACCUUGACACCGACGGACGCGUCACAUGCAACCAGUGCCCCGAAGGCUAUGCGGGACGAAACUGUGAAAGGUGUGAGCCGCCCUUCUAUGGUGAGCCAACUCGUCCCGGUGGUAGCUGUCUAAAACAAGAUUCUUGUCAGUGUGAUCCCCGCGGCAGUACCGUACCGGGCUGUGACGACGGUGGCCAGUGUACCUGCAAGGCUUACGCUGAAGGCUCUCUUUGCAACGUCUGCACCUACGGUUACUUUAAUCUAGCCACUGGCAAUGCAGAAGGCUGCAGCAAAUGCUUCUGUAUGGGAGUCACCGACGGAUGCACCAGCUCCCGUUACUACCGGCAACAGCUGCGGGUCACGUUCCAGUCUCCCAACGAUCCGCGCAGCAUGGUCAUCCGGAACCGUGCCGGGGGCUCGCUGUACUCCAGCGGUUUCACCAUCAACGUACCGACCAAUGAGAUCAUCUUCGCUGAGUUUGACCAGUUGCCCCCGCAGGCCUACUUCUGGAGCCUCCCGCCAAAGUUCCGAGGAGAUCAGGUCACAGCCUACGGUGGCUUCCUGCGCUACACCAUCAGCUACGACGCGGCAGUAGAGGGCCAGCAGUACGGGGAGAGCGACGUGGAAAUCUAUGGCAACAACAUCAGGCUGAUCUACUACGACCGUGCUCUGCAACCCAGGGAGACUCGAACCAACACCAUCCAGUUGAUUGAGGAUAACUUCCGAAGACCGGACCAGGCCCCAGCAACAAGGAAGUUUUUCCUGAUGGCCCUGGCCGACGUGGAGUACAUUCUCAUCCGGGCCACCUUCCACUCAGAGAUGCUGAGCACAAGGAUUCGCGAUAUCUCCAUGGAUAUCGCUGUUCCUGAGAAUACAGGCCAGCCCCAAGCCAUGUCUGUUGAGGAUUGCCAGUGCCCUGAUGGCUACACAGGCCUCUCGUGUGAGGACUGUGCCGUCGGUUUCUCCCGUGUAGACCAGGGCUUGUACCUCGGCAUCUGCGCUCCCUGCCAGUGUAACGGACAUGCCAGUACCUGCAAUCGAGAAACCGGUGUCUGCAUAGACUGCCUGCAUAACACUGUUGGCACCAACUGCGAAGUUUGUGCGGCCGGUUACUAUGGAGACGCGACAUCCGGCACGCCCGGCGACUGUCGUCCAUGCGCUUGUCCGCUGAGCGUUCCGUCCAAUCAGUUCUCACCGACUUGUAUUCUAGACACUGACGGCCGACCGACUUGCAACGCCUGUAGCGCGGCAUACAUUGGGAGAGAUUGCGGACAGUGCGCCCCCGGUUUCCAAGGAAACCCUGGAAUCAUUGGUGGAAGUUGCACCCCUCUGGGCCAGGAGGAGAGAGAACCCAUCAUCACAAUCACCCCCACGGAGCUGUCUGGUGUCCUGUCUUCAACCAUCUACAUCAGGGUAUCCAUUCAGAACAGCUUCAUCUCGGGCUACUGGAGCCGCGCCGAUGGGCGCCCUCUACCGCCCAAUGCCAUCCAGCUUGGCGACAACUCAUUACAGAUCACCAAUCUUCAGGCCAUUAAUAGCGGUGUCUACGUCUUCGUUGCACGGAAUCAGUACGGUACCAGCACAGCACAGGUUACCAUCACAGUUGUUGGUCCCAGUAUGCGCGUCAUCAUUGAGGAGCCCGUCGACCUAGAGGUGGAGGAAGGGUCCACGUUGACGUUUACCUGCCGCGGCAUCAGCCAGGUCGCCUACACCCUUGCAUGGACCAGGCAAGGCGGUUCCCUGCCGCCAAACGCCAGGGACGUCAUGGGAAAGCUCACCAUUCCACUGGUGACCGAAGAAGACCAGGGAAUCUACAUCUGCACAGGCUCCAACAUGCACGACGUGGACCAGGCCAACGCCAGACUCACGGUCAUAUCCUCAUACCGACCGCCCAAUGUGCGCAUCACGCCGCGCUUCAUCGAAGCCGAGGAGGGUGACGCCAUCGAAUUCACCUGCAUCGCCGACGGCAACCCGCCGGCGACCCUGGAGUGGCGCGGGGGUCGCGGGGGCGUCAUGAACCCGGGGUCGACUUUCACUGACGGGGUGUUCCGUAUUGAUAGCGUUGAGCGGUCCGACGAAGCCGAGUAUUUCUGCCACGCCUCCAACUCUGAGGGCUCGAGCAGCUACCGUGUUGUUCUGUACGUCAGAGCCUCCAAGCUACCCAAGGUCAACAUCGACCCCUUGGAUCAGCGGGAGAUAACGGAAGGCACUCGCGUCGUCCUCUUCUGUGGGGGUAGCGGUGACCCCCAGCCCACGAUCACCUGGUCCCGCAGCGGGGGCUUGCCCUUACCCUCGCAAUCCAGACUGGAGAACGGCUACCUGAUCAUUCCCAAUAUCCAGUUUCAGGACCAGGGGGUGUACAUCUGCACUGCGACCAAUCAGCUGGGGUCGGGUACGGGUGAAAUUGACAUCCGCGUCAACCAAGAGAAUCGACUGCCACCAACUGCCCGCAUUGAGCCGCGGGGAGCCAUCAUCAACCCGGGCACCACGCAGGUCCUGCGCUGCAUCGUCACCGGUACCCCGGCCCCUACCAUCACAUGGUCUCGCAGCUCGGGACCGCUGAGGUCCAAUCAUGUCGUGUCCAACAACAUGCUUCAGAUCCGAGAUGCUACACAAGAAGACGAAGACUACUACACCUGCCGUGCCGACAACAGUGCUGGAUACUAUGAGUUCAGCGUGGAGAUCAGGAUACAGAGGCGCCAGUCACCCAGUGUGCGUAUCACUCCAUCCUCCAAUCCGGUUAUCGGCCAAGGAGACAGCAUUCAGUUCCUCUGCCAGGCUUCGGGCAUCCCUCCGCCCAAUGUGUUCUGGAGUCGAGUCGGCGACCUGGGUUUCACCGGACAGACUUUCGCCAAUGAUAAUGAAGGAACGUUGUUGAUCCUAUCGGCCACCCCCAAUGAGCAGGGAGCUUACAUAUGCACCGCCAACAACACAGUAGGCACGAUACAGCAAACAGUCACGCUGACUGUUCAUGGAGCACCACGCGUUGACGUCAGCCCAGCCAGCCCAGCCUCCUACCGCGUCGGGGACACGAUGGUCCUGGAGUGCGUGGCCUCAGGCCAACCCAUGCCCUCCGUCCAGUGGAUGAAGAUGGGGGAGCAGAGCCUGUAUGAAGCCGUACCGUCCAGCGAAUUUGAGUUGUCCUCGGAGAACGCGGGCAGCGUGGUCUACAGCAUCGACUCGGUGGACAUGAGCCACGCUGGCAGCUACAUGUGCCGGGCCGAGAACGCUGCCGGAUUCCACGAACGGGAGAUCGUCGUCGAUGUUCGUGAGAAUGAGCGUCCCGGACCACCCCGUGUGGAGGUAUCGGUGGAGGAGUUGGAGAGAGUGGAGGGAGAAUCAGCCCAGUUCAGCUGCCGCGCAUCCAAUUUGGCGGAGGGAACCUACACCAUCACUUGGCGGCGUCUGGGCGGUAUGAUGCCCUCCAUGGUAACCGUCGACAACGGCAUCAUGACCUUCCCCGAGACGCGGGCCGAGUACUCGGGCCAGUACUUCUGUAUCAUCACCACGGGAUUCGGCGUCUACCAGCAGGUCGUCACGCUCAUCGUGCUGGUUACACCGAGGCCAACUGUUUCUCCUGCUGGUCAGACGGUCAGAGCCGGGGACCUGAUCCGCAUACAGUGCAUGGCUGAAGGGACCCAGCCUAUGAACUACGAGUGGCAAAAGGUCGGAGGUCCACUUCCCCCCACCGCCUCAGAUGCCAACGGGAUGCUCCAGAUCACCAUGGCAACCGCCGCCGAUGCAGGAGAGUACAUCUGCACGGCUACCAACAGUGCUGGUUACCGCACCAUGUCUGCAACCGUGUAUGUACAAGUUCCACCGACGGUGAUCGUCAACCCGGCCAGAGAGACCAGGGCCAUCGGCGGAUUCGUGGAGUUCAUGUGUCAGGCGACCGGUAGCCCGCCACCAGUAAUCAUCUGGGAGAAAGAGGACGGAUUCCUGCCUGUUCAGCACAGCAUUCAGAGCGGACUCCUGAGCAUCAGGAAUCUUCAGCCCGGUGACGAAGGCCGUUACAUCUGUACGGCAAACAGCUCAGCCGGCUCCUCCAAGGCAUACGCAAGACUAGCACUCCAAGCUGCACCGUCGGUGGAGAUCAGCAUCCACACCACAGUCCAGUUCAUCGCCAUCGGCGAGUCGGUCACCUUCGAGUGCCGGGCCCGGGGUGAUCCCGAGCCGGUCAUCAUGUGGAGCCGCGAGAACGGUGAGCCACCCAUCACGGUCAUCAUCCGGGGCGGCAUGAUGACCAUCCCGCAGGUCCAGCUGCAGGACGCAGGCACCUACCUGUGCACGGCAACAAACAUCGUCGGCUCGCAGACCUCCAAAGUCAUCCUUUACGUGCAAGCCAAGCCGCAAAUCUUGGUCAUCCCCCAGGAGCGCAACGCUCCGGUCGGUAGCCUGGUGGAGUUCACCUGCGUGGCGUCUGGGUUCCCGCCUCCCCAGACCACCUGGUACAAGCAGACGGGCGACAUGCCGGGCCGCUACACCAUCGAGAACGGCAAACUGACCAUCCAGUCGGUCAGCGAGGACGACGAGGGCGUGUACAUAUGCAGCUCCACCAAUCAGAGGGGCACGUCCGAGUAUCCGGUCACCUUGACCGUCGGAGAGCUGAUCCCCUACUUUACCCAGAUGCCGAUGUCUUAUAUCUCCUUCCCGCCCUUACGGGAGUCCUACGUGGUGUUUGAUAUCACUAUCUCUUUCAAACCAGAGGGCUCGCAAGGCUUGAUUCUGUACAAUGGUCAGACCCUGGAGGGCGACGGAGGUGACUACAUCGCUUUUGGCAUGCGGGACCGGCUCGCCGAGUUCCAGUUUGAGCUGGGCUCGGGCCCGGCCACCCUGACCAGCACGGAGCCCCUCGAGCUGGGCCAGUGGCACACGGUCCGCCUGUACCGCAAUCGACGCUCCGGCCUCAUGCAGGUGGACCAGCAGCCCGAGGUGCAUGGCAACUCCAGCGGAGGGUUCCUGGGUCUCAACCUGGUCCAGAAGCUGUACCUGGGAGGGGUCAGGAGCUUUGACAUGGUGCCCAGGGCGGUGCGAUUUGAGAACGGGUUCAUAGGCUGCAUCAGCCAGUUUAUCAUCAACAACCAGAAGAUCUACCUGGGCAGCGAGCUGGGGUCACGGGUCGGAAUCCAACCCUGCCCGACCUGCGAGGUCGACACGUGCAACAACGGCGGGGUGUGCCAGGAGGCCAGCACGGAGUUUGGGUUCCAGUGUCAGUGCCAGGCCGGCUUCACAGGCAUGCAGUGUGACACCGCCGAGCGAUGCGUGGAUGGUCUGUGCGGCUUGGGCUAUUGUGAGGAGGACCCCGGACCGGUGGGUUAUCGGUGCGUCUGCCCACCGGGGCGCAGUGGCCAACACUGCGAUAUAGUUAACGACGACAGUGACGUCAACAUGGGUAGCGGUCAAGACACACCCCAAGCAGAUAAUGGGAUACCGGUCUACGAGCCAGCGUUCACUGGUAACUCCUUCAUCGCCUACGGGGGCCUGCAGGAGUCCCUGCGUCAGGUCCAGAUUGCCAUGAUGUUCAAGCCGCAGAGCACUGAGGACGGAAUCUUGAUGUUUAACGGACAGAACCACCGCGGGCAGGGCGACUACAUCGCCUUGGUCAUCAGGAGCGGACGGCUGGUUUUCCAGUAUGACAGCGGAACUGGCCCGGCCAUCAUUGAGAGCGCCUACAACCUAACGGCCGGUCAGUGGUACUCCAUGGUAGCCGAGCGUAACAACCGCGAGGGUUCACUGGUCAUCGACUCUGGUGAGGCGGUCAAGGGCCGGUCGCCAGGCUCCAGCCGUGGCCUGAACCUCAAGAUGCUGAUGUACGUGGGCGGAGUGGACGAGAUGUACCAGCUCCCAGCCGAUUUGGGGGUCAGCAAGGGAUUCCAGGGAUGCGUAGCCGAGAUUGAGAUUGACGGCUCCACCCUGGGUCUGAUCAGCGACGCCAAGGAGAACAUCAACGUGCAGGAAUGCGGGGAGGACCAACUCUGCUCCCGCAACCAGUGCAAGAACGGCGCCACCUGCACCAGCACGCUGGACGAAUACGUCUGCACCUGCACCGCUGACUACACCGGUCGUCACUGCGACACUGAGGUGGGCCCUUGCCACGUGGACCAGCCCUGCCAGAACGGUGGCAGCUGUGACCCCAUGGGUGGGGAUGAGUAUCGCUGUCUCUGCCCCCAGGGAUUCACUGGGGACCACUGUGAGAUAGUUGAGACGUUCGACUACAGUGCAAGUUUCACCGGGAACAGCUACCUGAAGCUGCCGCGCAGCAUCAUUCCAAGGGAACGAGGGAGCAGUACUUCCAAAGAGACAAUUAAUUUUGUCUUCUCCACCCUCUCCUCAAAUGGUAUCCUCCUAUGGCAGGGAGUGGUGGAGGGACAGAGUGGAUAUAUGCAGGAUUUCAUCUCACUGGGGAUCGAGAAUGGAACGCUAGUAUUUGGCUACCAGCUGGGCAGUGGCGAGGCCAGCAUCAGGUCAAAGGUCAAGGUCACUGACGGCCUGAGACACAACGUGACCGCUCACCGGCGAGGUCGCGAGGGUGCGCUCAUCGUGGACGGAGAAGAGGUGUCGGGUCACUCGGCCGGUUUCCUGCAGAUGCUGAACGUCAAAGGUCAUCUGUAUCUAGGUGGAGCGCCUGAUGCCGAGAAACUAACCGGCAAGAAAUACAGCAGUGGGAUCGAGGGUUGCAUCUCUGACCUGCGGAUCACCAAAGAAGGCUACGAGCAGAUCAUGCACGUCAAUCUCUGGACCACGCUGGUGGAUGCCGUCAACGUCCUGAACUGCCCUAAUUGAUGUUAACUCGUUUGUCCGCUCAUUCAUGAUAAAAAAAUGUCUUGUGUUAACCCUACGCUUUCUCUGUUCCUUUUUUUUUUAGAAGCUGUUGGAAGGGAAAAUGAUUGGGAAAUAAAUAAAAUGUGACAAUUUAGGAGUAUGGAUCUUUUUCAAAUGAGAUAUGAUGGUUUUGAGGUUUCACAUAUAACCACAUUGCUUUUCUGGUUACUUUGAAAUUACUUAGUUUCCAGAUAUGGUCAUCUGAAAAGGUAAAAAGUCUCGGAGCAAUUUUUUUGACUUGUGCAUGUCAUUGUUAUGGUAAUUUUUUAAAACUUUUUUUUAAAUCAAAACAUUGCUCUUGUGCGGUGGUUUUUUUUACAAAAUAAUCAAUGUAACCAAAACAACUCACACAAAUCGAUUUUUUUUAUUAAUUUACUCUUUUUUUAGAUCAAAGUGGUAAAAUUCAAAAUUUGAAGUUUCCUAACAUGGUAGAAUAGUGUUUUUUGCCUUGAACUUGUGUGUCAUAGGUGCAUUACAACUAAACGGCUGGGCAGAGUCUAAGUGAGUUAGAUGAGCGUAAUAACGACAACAGAGAGAUCUGUGUCUGUAGUCUUAUCCUCCAGCUUUCUUUCAGAAUGGUGCUAUAUUAUGUAUGUAAAGUUUUAAAAAAAAAAAAGUUCAAUAUCAUGUUCAUCCAAAUAUCUGACAUUGGGGUUU